CACAAAGCUGAAAGCACAGCAUUCGCUUUAUAUCUUCUCUCUCUUUCUUCCUCUGUUCUUCCUUCCCUCCCCUGUGUCGCUGGAAGCAACAAAAAUGCAGAUCUAAGAUCCACAACAAGGCCCUCGCCAAUUCCCGUGAGAAGAUCCAUUCCCCAUUUGGCAAUCAAUCCUCAAAUGCGGGCUUCCCUCCUCCCGAUCUGAUACACAGUAUUACAAACUUGACCAUACAAUUGAUCAUGUCGAGAAGGCAAGCAGGUUCCACACGUCGGUAUGCGGAUAGCGGAGGCUUUCUUGGAGGAUCAUUGCAUUCGAAGUCCCGGUCUUCUCCACUGCUAUCCGUCGGCCUAGUCCUUCUUGGAGGAGGCCUUCUUAUAUGCCUUGCUUACAGUGGCUCAGGCCUAUUUGGAAGUACCAGAUCGGUAGUUAGCAAGAUCGAAGGAGACUUCUCAUGCACUGCCGAGGCCAUAAGAGCAAUUCCUGUCCUCAAGAAAGCGUAUGGUGAUAGCAUGCGCAAGGUCAUGCACGUUGGCCCCGAGACCUGCUCGGUGGUAUCCAAGUUGCUCACUGAAGAAGAGAGAGAAGCUUGGGGCGUGGAACCAUACGAUUUGGAAGAUGCUCAUGGACACUGCAAGGCCCUUGUUCGUAGAGGCAUCGUUCGUGUGGCAGACAUCAAGUUCCCCCUCCCCUACCGGCCAAAGUCGUUUAACCUUGUUAUGGUAUCCGAUGCGCUUGAUUAUCUGUCCCCAAGAUACCUCAAUAAGACUCUUCCUGAUCUAGCACGAGUCGCGAGUGACGGAGUCAUUGUCUUUGCAGGUUCUCCCGGUCAACAAAGGGCCAAGGUUGCUGAGUUAUCCAAAUUUGGAAGGCCGGCGAAAAUGCGGAGCAGGUCCUGGUGGGGGAAGUACUUUAUGCAGAUGAACUCGGAAGAGAAUGAGGCUGUCGCUAAGAAGUUCGAGCAAGCUUCGUCGAAGAUGACAUUCCAGCCAAGCUGUCAAAUUUUCCACUUGAAACCAUACCAUUGAUAGCUUACACAAUUAGAUUCUCGAAAUCUCUCUCCCUCUCCCGUUUGAAAUCAUUCUGCCAAAACGACUAAGGGAACAUCCUUCAAUUACAUCAUUUUUGUUCUCAACAUUGUUCACAUAAUAUUGAUUUGAUUAUUUGUGGAAUCCGCAGUUACAUUGUAU
Molecule: messenger RNA, 1184 nt
Organism: Punica granatum (pomegranate)
Lineage: Eukaryota; Viridiplantae; Streptophyta; Magnoliopsida; Myrtales; Lythraceae
Source: RefSeq, a predicted model, not a curated record